Messenger RNA from Oncorhynchus masou masou (cherry salmon), 5764 nucleotides. RefSeq lists its product as uncharacterized. NCBI's taxonomy places the organism in Eukaryota, Metazoa, Chordata, Actinopteri, Salmoniformes, Salmonidae. The transcript is spliced from 7 exons. The record is from RefSeq and is a predicted model, not a curated record. The coding region runs from base 3519 to 5078 and encodes 519 amino acids.
GAAUGCAUGAUAAAUGCACGAGUCUUAAUAUGUUAAAACUCCUAACGUUGUUUUAAUCCAUCAUAUGGUCUCAUUUAACAUAGUCUUAAACUAAACACAAUGUUGGUGUAAAUGUACCUUAGGAGACACUUGUAUAUCCUGCAUGUUUAUUCUGUUACAUGCGCGUUCCUUGUCUCCCCAUCGAAUAUAUGUUUAUAUGACACUGCAUCAAAACCUGCGACGGCAGCUAGCUAGCGGGCUAGUUUGCUACACAUUCAAGCGUUCAAUAAUUUAAUUCACGUAUGACAAUUAAAGACCGAUAAAACUGAGAUGAGAUGUUCCCCGAAGGAGCUGGGCCAUACGUGGAUCUUGGCGAGACAGGCCGGGGGGAGUUCAUGGACCUGGCCACCAAUGAGAAGGCAGUUCAUGCAGACUUUUUCAAUGAUUUUGAAGACCUUUUUGAUGAUGAUGAUGUCCAGUGAGGAAGAUUAUGGGUUUAUUUUUUUGGGGGAGAAUUUUUUAUUUUUUUUACAAGGUGAUUGAAUGAUAGAGUGGAUGAUUUUCUGGGACUACAUGGAAAACUGACUAUUUAAACUCUAAUGACAUACAAUUUACAUUCAGCCAAAUAGCCAGUUCUAGGUUUUAACAAAAUCGCCACUGCUGCCACCAGAUGUUGCACGAUUCCCCCCAAAUAUGUUGGAAUGUUCCAAUUUAUGAGUUGACAACGUAGCUUCAACAGACUUCCAAGCUGGAUUGUAGGUUUGUCUCUAUCGCUCUCUCUCCCCUCUUCUCUCUGAGAACACCUGCUCCUCAGGCAUGUGGAGCAUAAUUAUAUACGGGAUGAUCCCAGAGCCUCCGAUGCAGUCAGAUUGCAGAUGGCAGAUGAUGAAUGGGGCGCCGCAAAGAAUCGCUUAAAUGAUUUGUAAUGACGAAUAAAAGCCUGACAAUAAUGGUAGUUCCUAGGUUUUAUAUAUGGGCACAGUGAGGCUUGAUGGAUAUAGUGGCUUAGAUUAAUAUCCUGUUUCAUUUGGUCUCCAUUGGUUACAUAAAUGUUAAGGAGAAAGAUGAGAAAAUGCAUAUAUCACUUCUCCAUGCAUUUGGUUACCUUGGAAAUACUAGAGCAGGACACAGUAUAUUAUAAAGCUAUAUAUACUGUAUAUACAGUACCAGUCAAAAGUUUGGACACACCUACUCAUUCCAGGGUGUUUAUUUAAAAAAAAAAAAAAAAAUUCAACAUUGUAGAAUAAUAGUGAAGACAUCAAAACUAUGAAAUAACACAUAUGGAAUCAUGUAGUAACCAAAAAAGUGUUAAACAAAUAUAUGAUGACAGCUUUUGCACACUCUUGGCAUUCUCACAACAAAAUGUCAAUUGUACUCCACAAAGAAUUACAUGAAUAAUCUGUAUUUUCUAAAGUAAACAACUGAAGCACAAAGUUUGAGUAUGUUUAAUGUUGAUUUAUUGGUGUGAUCCAAUUCCACCAAACAUUGUAAUAGGCUAUGCUAUGAUUAAUUGCUCAGGACACAAUAUUCCAAAUCCAACAUUUAAAUAAUUCUUGGCCUUUAGAAUUAACACUUUCCAUGUCAACAAAUUAAUAUUUAUUUUUAAACAAGUGUGGAUGACGAUGGUGCUACGUCACAGAACAUUGAGAUAGAACUCUGUUCUGUGGAACAGAUUUGAUUGUGACGUUGAAUAAAUAAUAAUAUAAGCUCUAUUCAUUCCCAUAGCUGUGGGAUGCAGGGGUGCUGAGGGUUACCCUGAGAUGGAUAUUCUUUUGUGCACUGGGACUUUUUUGCUCCUGUGUGAGCGGACAAAAAAUAGUUUCAGUACCCCCACCACUAAACAUCUUUCAGAAUGUUUCACCUCGUUGACUGACCACUGUACGUGUUCUCUUCCCUUGGUGGUGGCGUGUAGUUCGUCAAACGAACACGCAAGAGAACACGUGAAAAACUGCUUACAUGAAAGUGGUGGUAGGACCUCAUCGUUUUUACAGCAAGGGUCUGUUUUAUUUUUACGAGUUUUCAGGGUCCACAAGUGUUAAGAAACCGCUUUAUGGGGCUUUUCACACAAAUUUCCCUGGCCAUAAUGUUUCCAUGAGUAUAACAUCUUUGCCAUUAACAAUAUGGUUACUAUUAACUUAAGAGUUGUUUUCAAGGCAACUGGUUCAUUGACCUAUAGAAUGCCUCCGUGCAUGGAAGACUGAGGAGGGAAUGUCUUCACUUUGCACAUGGUCCAUUUCAUGAUCCAUACAUUCUAUACUCCAUAUUAUUCAAAUGUUGCAUAGCCCUUUUCCCACCUUCCAUGUCGCAUGACGUUUGCUUAUGAAUGGUUGAUGAAGCAUCUACGAAGGCCUUAUGAAGGGUCAUUGAAGGCUUCAUAAAAGCUUUUCAAGUUGAUUCCAACAGAACCAGCUCAGUGCCACCGGUCCCGGUUGGCAUGUUUCCAGGUGUCAGUCAGAGCUCAGGUAGUGUGCUCAUAAAGGUCUCUGAUUGGACAACAGUCGCUCUCUUCAGUUGUGUUUCCAGGAAAGAUGGUGUAAAAAGUUAAGAUGGUGUAAUGGUCAGUAUUAUUCAGCAUUCUUGGGACUUAACAUUAAAUUAAAUGUCAACUUCAUCAAUGGGGUAGGGACGUCCAAACGUGUCUGGAUCGCACGGACCAUAGUUUAACUGUAGGACCCUUUUUUGGUUAUUUUAAAUCUGUGUAAUUCUGUCCUUGAGCUGUUCUUGAGCUGUCUAUUAAUUAAUGUAUUAAUUAGUGUUCUGUAUUAUGUCAUGAUUUCUGUGCACCACCAGGAAGAGUAGCUGCUGCUAUCGCAACAGCUGAUUGGGAUUCUAAUUAAAUACCAGAGGAAUGUGUUAUGAGAUAUAUGACUAGCUAUUGACCAGGGCUGUCUCCUGCUGGAACCUGCUGGAGACACUGCACAUAUAGUGGUAGAAGGUAGGCUGUAUCUAUGGCUGCGUGAGGGAUCUUUACAUUCUAUUAUACUACACUAGAUGUUCUGUGAUAAACAACACAGUCAGAGACAAGUUGACUGUUUUUAGGGUUUUACUGAGUGAAUCAGCUCCAAGAUCCAUAAUAAUGGCUGUUCUAUCCAGAGACGAUGAUUGUUGUCUUGAUUGAUAUUUAUAGCCAUCUUAAACCCAAAUUACAAAUCGGUGUAAAACAAAUAAGGUACAUCAAAAUGGUAUCCCGUUAAUCGGGUAUUUAUCUACCCAGGGGACUUGCUGUUCAGUUGGGGUAAUUACAGGCCCCCUAUUGGUCCAUCAGCUGGCUGUACAGGAGCCAAUACCGGAGCUUGUAACAGCAUGCUCCAGCCAUACGACAUGCCUUUUUGUUUUUUAAUGAUCAAGAAGCUCCUUAAAAAUGUUGCCCUGCACUCCUCUCCCAUACAAGGGAGCAGAAAGGUAGGGUGCGCACACAGCUCGGUGAGCUAUACCCCCUCCACCCCCCCAAACCAAUCAACUCAGAGAGCCACUGGCUCCUUCAGGAUCUCAGGAGGGCAGAGCUUCACUUGAACAACAGGAGACAGACAAAGCUGAAAAUGGCACAGGCAGGAAGAGCGUUUUCCCUGAUCUACACUGGAAUCCUCCUAGUGUUAUCACCAGAGUUUCUGGGGGCCGGCCCGGUGAGACAGAAUGUGGAGGAGGAAGAGGCAUCUUCAGUAUCCAGGGAUGUCCGCAGCAAGAGGAGUCUUCCUGUUCACAUGCCCGUCCUCCAGCGGCUCCCUGACUUCUGGGGAUGGUACAGAUUCUUCAUGGAUACUGGCAACCAGGAAGGAAUCGAGGAUCUGGACAAGAUGUACAUGAUCUACCUUCAGAACAAGCACCGCUCCGAGGAGGGUCCCACCUUCAACCACUACCUCACCCACCUCAGUGCUAUCUACAAGACCUGCGCCGAAUCCGACGACCCAGAGUGCAUCGCCGAGUCCACCAGCAAGCCCAAGGCCAAGGUGUUGAUGCCCUCGCCCAUCAAGACCGCCACAGUCGGAAUGUGCAACCCUUAUAUCGACCCCUACUGCCUCUUCCCCAUGGCCCCUAAGAUGGCUGCCCCAAAGCCUCCUCUGACUCCAGCCCCGGCUCCGGUCAAAGCUGCCCCAGUGCCUGUCCUGACCCCCUUCCUGCCGUACCCUUUGAAGACCCCCACAGGGUUCUACGCCCCAGUCCUGGAGCCCUUCCUCACCGCUGAGCAGAAGACAGAGCUGCUGCGUAUCUGUAACCCUGACGACACAGAGUGUCUGCAGUACCACCUGCGCGCCGCCUACGGCUACAGGCCCGCUACUGGACCCGCCCCGUCCUAUGCUGCCCUGGGCUGCAAUCCCACCAAGGACCCCUACUGCCGGCCUCAGCUGGUGAAGAAGGGCCCCUCCGGCUUCUUCCACCUGUACCCCACCUGCGACCCGGCCACCGACCCCCUGUGCAUGGCUAGCGUAGCGACCCCUCGUCCCGCUUCCCUGGAGACCCCCAAGGAGCAGCACUGCAACCCCCUCUUCGACAAGGGCUGCAACCCCCUCACCGCUACCAAGCUGGCGGGCCUCACCAAGCCCGUCCUGGAGUACACGCCAAAAGACGUACCGGCACCAGCCACCGCCCCUUUGGCGUGUGACUCGCGCUACGACCCAUACUGCCUGCUUGGUGCUGCCGCCGCCCUCUAUAAGCCCCCCCCAGCGCUGCCUCAGGUCCAGAUCCGCUCCCGCCUGGGCGUCCUCGGGAAGACCAAGGAGGGCCAUGACUGCUACGUGCACUACGACAAGGACUGCACUCCUGUGAAGGCCAGCGACGAACCCAAGGCCCCCGCCGUACCCCAGUGCCACCCCUACGACUUCACCUGCAACGGCAUGUCCGCCCCCGCUACCCUCACCGCUGAGGCCAACAAGCCCAAGAGCGGUGUGAUCUUGCCCGAUCCCGACUGCGACCCUGAAUAUGACUACAACUGCCGGCUUCGUCGCGCCGAGGACUCCCCCGCUGCGAUGGAAUCAGCGGCCAAGGAGCCCAGGAAGGAGCAGGUGCAGCAGAAGGCAGGGCCCGGGUAUGCUGUCCCACAGUUCGAAGACCUCCUGAGGAAUUACAUGGCCAUGGGUCAGUACAGGAAGAAGUACAUUUAAAAAAAACACACGUCACACAAAUGUCAACUAGACGCUAGAACGCUAGAACUGGAAGAAAGUGAGACAAGUUCAUGUUUUACACACACACACACACACACACACACACACACACACACACACACACACACACACACACACACACACACACACACACACACACACACACACUCUCUCUCACGGUCCUCCCAAGGUAUUAAAAUAUCUCCCAUGGUCCAAUACUGCUAAAGCAGGACAACUAGUGUCUUAUCAACAGGAAGUUCCAGACCUGUAAUAGUUAAUCUGAUUUGCUCAAUUACAGUGCCUGAAGAUAUAUCAUUUUACUGACUGUAAUAUCCUGGCUAUCCUGAAACCCAACAUGAGUCCCUCUAGGUUUUAUGGUCCCAAAGACGUCUAUGUGAAAGUUGCGCAUUUAAUACUACGUUUGUCUUGUAGAAAAAAAAUCUGUAUUGUGUUUGUAGAAUAGGGGGAAGCUAGCAGACUUGAAUAUGGUCUAAUCUAAAUUUGUGUCAGUAUGUUGGUAUGUUUUCUGUGGUUGUACAUUGUCCAUUUCCAGUGUUUUGUGAACAUUGUCUCUCCUGAGUGUAUUUAAUGUUGUUUUCAUAGUAUAUCUAAAACCUGUCAACCUCAAACCCUUCCGCUCGUUAGUUUGUUAAUUUUAUUUCCAAAUAAAACGUUUUGAAACAAGC